Capsicum annuum is the source of this 1034-nucleotide messenger RNA. RefSeq lists its product as uncharacterized. Lineage: Eukaryota; Viridiplantae; Streptophyta; Magnoliopsida; Solanales; Solanaceae. Bases 171 to 734 code for a protein of 187 amino acids. The transcript is spliced from 3 exons. The record is from RefSeq and is a predicted model, not a curated record.
AUGGUGGAAAUCAAAUAGAUAAUCGCUGCACGAUAACACGAUAAGUCGAUAACAGAGAAUCAAUCCAUUUUAUAAUGACAAUUAACAUAGAGAUGCAAAGCAAAUUCAAAUAAAGCAAACGUAUAAAAAGGAAAAAAAAAGCUAAAGCGAAAAUAAAAUAAAAUUUAGAAAUGAAGGAUGAGGAUGGCCUUCCAAUAUCGACGCCGACGGCACCUUCAUCAUCGUUCACAACAGCUUGCACGCUUUCCAAGAAGGAAACUUCUUCUUCCUCCUCCUAUUCCGCCAUUUUCGGUAGAGAUCGUUAUAAGUUUUGGGCUUUUGCGGCUAUCUUAUUGUUAGCUUUUUGGUCUAUGCUUACCGGUACUGUUACUCUCCGUUGGUCCGCCGGUAACCUCAAUGCUAUCUCCGAUGACAUCGAUAUUCCUCUUCCCGAAGAUCUCGACGUUCUCGAAAUGGAAGAAAGGGAGAAGUUAGUGAAGCAUAUGUGGGAUGUAUACACAAAUAGCCGUGGGAUCAAAUUGCCGAAGUUUUGGCAGGACGCAUUUGAGGCUGCAUACGAGGAAUUAACCAGUGACGUUCCUGGAGUAACGGAGGAUUCCAUUUCUGAGAUCGCUAAGAUGUCUGUACGCUACAUUCCUAUUGAAUCACCGCCUCUUCGUUCAUCGGGAAUACGUGAAUUAAGUCUAAGGCAAAUGAAGACGGAGCAAACAACUGCAACAGGAAGAAAGUUAUGACUUGGAGACUAUAAUAUCAAGAAUCCUCAUUUGCAUGGUCAAUCGCACACAUAAAUGAUGGUUUAUGCCAUCUGCUAUCUGGUAUUGACGAAAGGGAGCACUUGUGAAAAGAUUAACACUGAGGUUCAUUGCAUUUUCGCUAUUAUGGAAAAACGAUUAUCCUCUUAAGGAUUUCAUACUUGUAAAUUUUUUCUCCUUUUAAGUUUUCUGUCUUUCCAACAAAAGCACAUGUUGAUGAAAACUCAAACGGUAUCGUGAUUGGAUCAAUUCAUCCAAACGAAAGGGAGUUUGUUGCUAGUA